Molecule: messenger RNA, 3989 nt
Organism: Periophthalmus magnuspinnatus
Lineage: Eukaryota; Metazoa; Chordata; Actinopteri; Gobiiformes; Gobiidae
Product: cathepsin Z
Exons: 6
Coding region: 18-920 (300 amino acids)
Cellular component (GO): lysosome
Molecular function (GO): cysteine-type endopeptidase activity
Source: RefSeq, a predicted model, not a curated record
AUGCGCACACAUUCAACAUGGCGGCGCUGUUUACAUUCUGUUCGCUGCUCCUUUGUUUAUUCUCAUAUUUGAAGGAAAUUACUGCUUUUAAACUUUUGUCUGAGCCUUGUUAUAAACCCAUUCAAGACAACAGGCCGGAUUUUGUGAGGACCCACAGCCGCCCUUCUGAGUACCUGUCCCCCUCGGACCUGCCUGAGUCCUGGGACUGGAGAAACAUCAAGGGAAAGAACUUUGUGAGUGUUACAAGGAACCAGCACAUCCCCCAGUACUGUGGCUCCUGCUGGGCCAUGGGAGCCACCAGCGCACUCGCAGACCGUAUAAACAUAAAGCGUGGUGGCUCAUGGCCCUCUGCGUACCUCUCCGUGCAGAAUGUGAUCGACUGUGGGCGGGCCGGGUCCUGCUAUGGAGGAGACCAUCUCCGGGUGUAUUCCUACGCCCACCAGAGAGGCAUCCCAGACGAAACCUGCAACAACUACCAGGCCAAAAACCAAAAGUGUGAGGAGUUUAACCAGUGCGGUACCUGCUCCUUCUUCCAGUCCUGUGCAGUGGUGAAAAACUACACCACAUGGAGAGUGGGGGACUAUGGAGAAGUUUCAGGACGAGACCAAAUGAAAGCUGAGAUUUAUGCUAACGGACCCAUAAGUUGUGCAUUGAUGGCGACUGAUGGCCUGGAGCAGUACACAGGGGGCGUGUUCUCAGAGUUCCACCCUCUGUCUCUGCCCAAUCACAUCGUGUCUGUGGCCGGGUGGGGCGUGGCCAAUGGAACAGAGUAUUGGGUCGUACGCAACUCGUGGGGAGAGUUCUGGGGUGAACAUGGAUGGGCACGGAUAGUCACCAGUGCUUACAAAGGAGGAAAAGGAAACUGGUUUAACUUAGGCAUUGAAAAGAACUGUGCUUAUGGAGAUCCCAUAGUGCCAUAGAUACUUCAUAUAGACUGGAGCUUAUUUCAAGUGCCAAUGGCUUUUUCUCAUUCAUAUUUAUAUAUUUGACAGGCAAAAGCACACAUAUCAAACAAAAUGACAAACUUGAAAGUAUUGAACUACAAGGAUAAAUAUUUUAGAUAUAUUUUAGAAAUAUCCUAUUUUAUGGUAUUUAGUUAUUUAUGAUUGUUCAUUUUAAAGUGGCACUAAAUUAACUUUUUUGCUACUAAACUCUGUACAUGAUGUGUUAAAAGCAUUAUCUACUGUUUUUGACAACCCAAAUGCAAACUAGUUCAAAAACUGGUGGUCAAAAACUCCUAAAUCUAAGUUAGUGCCGCCUUCACUGGCCUCUGUAACUCCCAGUAGUUGGUGACAUUACACAGGAUGUUUUAAAUGAGGAAAUUAUAGCACAUAUCAGAAAAUCAGACAAAUAAUAUAGCCCUUUUAACUGUAAAUCAUUCAUACUUGUUAUGUUUUUUAUAGGGCCAGUGUUAAAUGGAAUAGGUCAACUCAAAAUACAUAGAAUACAAUAUUUGUCCAAAAAUACUGGCCUUUAUGUGAACAAUGCUUAUGAUGUCCACACAGUCCCACACAAUACGAGAACUGGGGGAAAAAUGAACUAAACCAAGACUUUACCAUGAUUAAGCAAGGACCAGAGCCAAAUCAGUUCCACAUGAGGACUAUAUUGGGCUCAAACCAAAGCCAGAUCAGUGUGAAUAUACCCAUAAUUCCAGUUUCUUUGGAUGUGUUCUAGCUUUAAAGGCACUGUACCUGAUUUUUACUGUCUUCAAAACUUGAAAACCCGAGCUAGUUCAUUUUAAUUUCGAUUUGAUUUGCCUUCCUCAUAUCAUAAUAACUCACUGCGAUGAGUUAUAAGAGGUUUUGACAUCACAGUAAAGCUUAAAACGCUUUGUAAUUAGAUGCAGAGAGCACACAACAGUUUAUUUUGACCGUAAGAGCUGCUUUGACAAUAUAUCUGCACUGGGACAAGACACAUUUUACAGGAAAAAAAUGGGUACAACUCCAUAAGUGUCCCGUAAAUACCACAUACCAUUGUUACUUGUUGUUAUUGUUGUUACUUAUAUCAAGGCCUGAAAAUAUUAAAAUUCCAAUGCACAGAGGUGGGUAGAGUAGUAGUAAAGUUUUCCUCAAAACAGUGUUACUUCAAAAUAAUAUUACUCAAGUAGAAGUACUAAGUAAUGGUCAAAGAAAUUACUCAAGUAAGAGUGAAAAAGUAUACACAAGUAAAUGUAGCCGAGUAUUACCCCCCUCUGCUCGUGCAUUUUAAAAGUUAGAAUUAUGGAGUUAAAAAGUUGUCAGUUGUUAAAAGAACUGCAGUUUUUGACGUCAUGGCACAAGUGUUUUAAGGAAAACUAUUUGUCUUGUAAAUGACAUGAGAGGAUUUAUUUACAUUCAGCCUUACCUGCAUUCUGUUUGAGGAGAAACGAUCUCUGUGAAAUGCUGCUAAAACGAGGAUUUUACCAAGAAACAAGAUAAUUGUGUCGUAUCCACUGGUUUCAGAAUGAUGACUAAUUAUUCCUGUUGCUAUAGUAAAUAGCCAUUUAAAGGGGGUAAUAUUAUGUUGUUGUUUUUUUUAUCUUUGUUCUUAUAAUUCCGGGAGUCGUUUUGUUUCAUUCACACAUGUUUAACACACAAAUCCUGCAUAUUUAGGCUGUGUUCUUCUCUCAAACAGAAAACACUCCGUUCCACCUUGUGAUGUCAUUGAGUUGUCAUACAGGAAGCACUUCUCUGUGUUUUUAAACUUCACACACCUUCACUUGAAUCAUUUGAUCACUUGGUUAUCCUAGUGUAUUGUAGAGUGAAGCAGUUCAAUUGAGACUAAAAACUAUAACUACAUCUUAAUGACAUCACAAGGUGGAACAGUGUAUUUUGAGCUUUGAUGAUGUAGACGUCCCAAUAAUCCAGUGUUACUCAAACAUGUGUGAAUGAAACAAAACACAACUCCAGGUCUGUUUUUGAUGAGGGAACAGCAUUUUAACAUGACCAAAACCUUUUUGCGUAAUACAGGAUCUUUAAAACAAAAUGUAUCUUUUGAAUGGAGAAUGGUCUUCAAAAUGUCAUCUGCACAAACUGAAACCCAUGAAAGCAGAUUGAGAUAUUAUUUACUGACUAAUAUACAGUAACUGUAUUGUACAUUUUAUGAUGGCAAAUAAAACUUUAAUAGACAUUUUUUUUUUUUUUUUACAUUUUCUUGAAUGUGAAAAUUGAGCAAAAGAAACCUUAUGAAAAAAUGUAUUGACCCGGGAUUUAGUACAAUAUUCACAGCAAUUGGUUAACAGGGGAUAAGGCUGAUGGUUCAAAUCUCUUACCCUUGAGCAAGACACUCUGUAAUGUUUAGACCUCGCCAUAUUCCUGUCUGUGUACAGGCAGCCCCAUCCCGCACACAGUAUGAAUGCAUAUUUUUCUAGUUUUUUAGCAGUAAAAACGAAUGUAAGAGAAUAAAUGCAAGACAGGUAAGUGUUUAGGUGGUGUUAAGUUUAAACCUUCAAAUUAAGCAGUUUAGUGAAGCAGUUUUUGUAAAUGUAAAAGGAGUAAGAAGUCAGAGCACUUCACUCACAAAGCAUUUUGUGAUCAAUGCUCCAUUUAUACCACCUCUUAACAUUAUUAUCAUCAUGAAGUGCCAUCUUCAGCCAACAGUUUGGAACUAUAUAGGUGCACUAUGCCACUUUUCUGGUGGAGGGUAUGCCACAUGCUCGUCUCGACUGAGAUGUAAUAGAUUUUCCUGGGAUGUUCCUUAGCAUGGCAUUAAACUUAGGUCUGGCUGUUAAAGACACUGUUAAAGACGACAUACUGCGCUUGUUUCUGCUGUUAUGGCUUUCUUUACCCUAAAUCUUUACUUGUAUUGUUAUGGAUCUCUUUGACCUAACCCUCGUACUACCUGUUAUCUGUUGUUAUGCGAGUGUUUGUGGGUCCAGCGGCUUCGAGCCACUUGGACAACUGCAUGUAUUUUCAUUUGUCAGCUGAGGGUAAGACGACACUAUUAGGGACAACAGCUCUUUGUCUUUUGUGCACAAUUGAUUCAAUAAACCAGACUUUUUGAUUCAAGAC